Molecule: messenger RNA, 1109 nt
Organism: Lolium rigidum
Lineage: Eukaryota; Viridiplantae; Streptophyta; Magnoliopsida; Poales; Poaceae
Product: probable ATP synthase 24 kDa subunit, mitochondrial
Exons: 7
Coding region: 74-805 (243 amino acids)
Biological process (GO): pollen development
Source: RefSeq, a predicted model, not a curated record
GUCACAUCCCAUCUCGCUACGCGGAGAGGCGUCUGCUGCCCUAGCGCCGCCGCCGCCGCCGCACCAGCCAGCCAUGGCGCUCGCCGCCCGCCUCGUCUCCCGCUCCCGCCAGCUAUAUUCUGCCCAAGCUGCUUUGGCCAAUGGAGGCGUCUCCCAAGUCCGCUCAUAUGCCAAGGAGGCAGCUCCAGCUGACCGCCCUCCCGUCAGCGGAGAUGACCUAUUGAAGGGCAUAUUCUUUGAGGUAAAGAAAAAGUUUGAGACAGCACUUAGUGUCCUUAAGAAGGAGAAGAUCACAAUUGACCCAGAUGACCCAACAGCAGUUGCUGGUUAUGCCCAAGUCAUGAGGACUGUAAGAGACAAGGCAGGUCUUCUUUCUGAUUCUCAGAGAAUUAAGUAUACUAUUGAGACUUUCACGAAGGGCAUCCCUGAUGCAAGGACGUACUUGAAUACCCUGCAGGAGAUCAGGAAAAAGAGUGGGCUUAUAGAUGAUCUUGGUGUUGAGGCUUUGAUGAUGGAAGCCCUUGAGAAAGUUGAAAAAGACAUCAAGAAGCCCCUUCUGAGGAGUGACAAGAAGAAUAUGGCUCUCCUGGUUGCCGAGUUUGAUAAGAUUAACAAAAAGCUUGGCAUUCGGAAGGAGGAUCUUCCCAAGAUCGAGGAAGAACUUGAAAUGGAAAUUGCUAAAAGCGAGCUGUCAGAACUUAAGAAGGAAUGUGUCGAAGCGAUGGAGGGUCAACUAAAGAGGGAGGAGUUUAAAGAUGAGGUCAUGCCUGACGUCAGGAAGUUGGACAUUAGAAACUUCCUAUAAGUCCUGAUUGAUGAUAAUCCUCACGGUGUUCCGAACGCCGUUCGAUUUCUUUUCAAGCGACAGCCGGUGCUGCAAGCCACACCUAAUGGAUAUGCUAUUCUUGCUUUUUUGUAAUAAAACUGCACUGAAAAUACAACGACAGUCAACCGUUGAGUUGAGUUGCUUAGUUACCUUCCGGCGUCGAGAGUUUUGUUUCCUUUUUAGGCUGGCAGAGUGAACUUCAAGCGUUGCUUGAUUCGUGCCUCCUGCUGUGGUUGUAUGUAAUAGCCACUCCUUAUAAAUUGUAUGGGCUGCUCCAGUGUCA